AUGCGUCUGCUCACUUAUAUAGAAGCUUUGCGACCGUUCUACCCAGGUUUGGGGGAAGGGAGAAAAUGGAACGGUACGACCAAAGCAGCGGACGUCCAACAUUGCCCUAGGCUUGAAGAGUGGCCGGGGUUCUGGACUGAAGUGCAUAAGGUGAUUAGAGAAUGCAGUGGUAAAGAGUUCCGUACUCUGAAGCCCCCAGGGGCCGCCAAAGAGCCUAGGAGGUUUGGCCACGGCCAACAGGCUCAACAGUAUCAACCAUUACUGUCAGCCGUUGACGUCUCCAACCUCUUAGAUAUAACCAUUGGGCGCCCUGUCAUGGAUAUUCUGCGCAAUGCCUACGGUAUAGAUGCGGGGUUUGAGGGCCCUCGAUCUGCAGUCCCUAUCGGUGACCCAAAUAGGGUGCUAUGCGUGCCACGGGUGCAUAUAUGGCAGAAAAAGACUAAUAUGCCCCCGAUAGCAGGGAAUAAGCCCCUGGUAACAAUUGGUGUGAAACCCUCAUGGGUUUUAUAUCUCCCUCCACACAUCAUAACAACUUUUAACCAACAGCGAAAUAGAAUAUUAGCUCAACCAAGGAGGAGAAGAUGCCAGAAUGAGCUAGUGCGGGCAGUAUCUCAAAUGUUCGCACAUAUGCACAUCAACAACGUAUCGUACGGCGUACUCACAACAUAUCAUUCGACUUACUUCUUUAAACGAAUAGAUGACCAAGGGAAAUAUCCCCGGCUGCUCGUCUCCCCACUUAUCAAGAGAACUGAUAUGGGCGAGAGUAGCCUUGUCGCCGCAUUUGUUGGGCUUGCUGUCCUAGCGUUCCGUAAGGAGCAUGGGACAGCAGCCCUCGGAACACCCGGUCAAGUUUGUCGGGUCCUUGAUACUAACCCGGCUACGAGCCGGCAACACCUAGUAGUUGACAGUCCUGCUAGGGAAACGCCCUUAGAUGGGUUCAUUCGAGGGGUGCGUCGCGGCCACGGCGACCCCCAUGUUCGAGUACGGGUUUGGUUUGCAGAGUUUCUCUCUCGGAACCUGGCUUCCACGUUUCGAGGUGUCCUCGAGGUGGGCCAGGUUCCGAGAGAAGUGGUCUUCAAAGUUUACGAUCUCUCUAUCCCGGAGGUCGCAGACGUCUGCGCCGACGAGUUGAAGGCGUACGCCGCCUUGACCCCCAUCCAAGGAACUAUUGUUCCUAAGAUAUGGGUGGUCGGAACCCUGUAUGGGAUCUAUCGCGUCAUUGCGAUGGAUCCCUGCGGGGAACCAGUCCCAGAACCUCCCCCGCCAGAGUUUUAUGAACAGGCGCCGGCGCUUUUCCGCGCCAUUCACGACCAUGGGGUCGUUCACAACGAUAUUGACCUGCGGAACUUUUUAGUUUCGCAUGGUCAAUAUCGGGUGAUCGACCUCAACUCUGCGAAACUCGGGACUCCCACGCAGAUUGAGCGAGAAGAGAGGUAUCUCCAGGGCCUCCUUCAGAGAAUGAAGAAGGGAUAUAUUUACCGUUCCCAAGGUGCCUCAGGGCACAAAAUGGAAAUACAAGAAGCGGGGGAGGGAGGGGACGCAGGGGCGUCGAAAGACGAAGAAACCUGGGGACUAAAGAACGAAGGAGACGGGGGACUAAAAUGCGAAGGACUCGGACAUGAAGAAAAUGAGAAAGGAAAUUGGGAGUGGGGAGAGAAAGAAAGUGAAGAAUCAAAAUACGAAGAGCUGACCUGCGGCUGGGAGUACCCAAGUCUCUAA
Orbilia oligospora ATCC 24927 is the source of this 1719-nucleotide messenger RNA. RefSeq lists its product as uncharacterized. NCBI's taxonomy places the organism in Eukaryota, Fungi, Ascomycota, Orbiliomycetes, Orbiliales, Orbiliaceae. The record is from RefSeq and is a predicted model, not a curated record. The transcript has 3 exons. The coding region runs from base 1 to 1719 and encodes 572 amino acids.